UGUCAUAUAUCGCUAACCAAAUCGCAAACAUGUCGCCAAACACAUACAAGUCGAUAAAAUCAUGAAACCUACACACUCAACACUAUAUAUCGCGAAGUGGCUCGCUAAUGUAUCGCUAAAAUGUCGAUAAACAAACGGUUUCUUAUAAAUUUUGAACUUUCCCAAGACGAUGUCGCGCUAUGUCGUGAACAUAGUCGCGACACGUCGCAAAUUGUGCAAAAACCAGAACACAGAUCGGCAUCAAUGAAAUUCAAACGAAAUCAAAAAAUUUUCAAAAUAAAGUAAAUACAUUUCUUUAAAAUGAAGCACAAACAAAUAAAAACUAAUCAAAACAAUAAAAAAGUUUAGACAAAUACCUUUUUUAUUGUUUCGGAUCUGGGUUUUGUGUAGGGGUGUCGCGAGUUUGGGGUUUCACGAUAUCGUCUCCAAUGGUCUGGUGCUCGUCUCUCUGUGUUUCACGAUAUGUUACGGGCUUCCACGAUUCGGUCUUCAAAGUUUUCGCGAUGUCGCGAUGUCGUCUGGAGGUGGUGGUUUUGUUGGGGUCGGGUGGGGUUUCGUAGCAGGCUUGGUGGGUUGUCGUUGGUGGUCCGGUGACUUGAGGUGGUGGUCCGGUUAGGGGAGGGUGGGUGUCGUUUGGGUUGCGUGAGAACGAGAGACAGAGAGAGAGAGAAAAGAGAGAGUUAGAGAGAGAGUGGUAAUUUGAAAUGGGGAGGGUAUUAUUGGGAUUAAUCUUAAUUGGAGGUUAUUUUUUGAACUAUUUUUUGGCUAGCAUAUUAAAACAACACAUGCUAUUUUUAAGCAAGUAUUGUCAAAUUUCCCUUUUUUAUAUUAUUUUUUAUUUUGUUUUAAAAAAAUUGUAAAGUUUUAUAUUUUGUCCCAAUAGAAAAAGGUUAUUUGAUUCCUUAAUUACUUUACUUUUGAAAAAAAUAUGGCAUAGUUUAUAAAAUGUGACAUUUCUACAUAAAUACUAUAAAAUAAAAAUAAAAAAAAAAUUGUUUAUUGUAUUUGUCCAAAUAUUAGUAUUUUUUUUUAGAAAUUUUUACAUGAAAAAUCCAUUUUACACAAUUUAUUACAAAAUUACUCACACACGCCUAUGACUACAUUUUUACUUACAAAGUUGCCUUUAUUACACAAAUACCACUUAGUCGUCAUUCCAUGCAUACACGUGUGCUUUCCCCAUCCAUCAUCAAUCAAAUCCUACUCUCUUCCCUCUCUUUUUUCAUUUUCUUUUCAUUUCAUUUUCGAUUCUUCAUUUCUGUUUUCUAAGUUCAUUUGAAUUCAAGUAACCUCCAUUAACCACCCAUAAUUUAUCACGUUUUUCCCUCUUCUUUUUGGUUCAUCCACGAAUUUUCAACUUCCUCUUAGCCCACGAUUUAGCAACUGUUUUUCCCUCUCUGUUUCAGUUUUUUUCAAUCUUAUUUAUAAGAUGGCAAUCACUCGUUCAUCAUCAUCCCCUUCUCUAGUUCUCAAACAGAAAUAAAAAAUGGGCAAGAAAUCGUUGGCCAACAAAUCCAAGGGUAAACGCCCAAUCAUUGAAGAUUAUGAUUCUGAUUUUGAAGCUCCAAUGCCCAAGCGUGGGAGACCCCAUUCUUCGAAGAAAACGAAGCUCAACUUGGAGGAGCACACGGUUCCAGAAAUUUCUGGGAAAAAAACUAUUGCACAUGCUGAAGAUCGGACUCAGGUUUGGGACUGUAAAUUUAGUCCUUCUGAUUUUUACAGAUCUAAGUGUGUAUGCACCAGUGUUUAUUCCGUGAUAGAUAAUAUUAAGAACACUUUAUCUGUUAAUUUGCUUUCUUUGUUUCGUCAAACUCAGUUUGGGCAUUUUCUGGAUAUGCCUGAGUUUGUUUUUCAUCCGCAAGUCGUACAUAGUUUAUUACUAAGGGAAGUUUUCCAGCCCAAUCCUAAAGAGUUUUGGGCUAAGGUUGCUGGCCGUUGCAUACGGUUUACUGCCGAAGAAUUUUACCUGAUUUCUGGUUUAGAUUGUUUCGGUGAUUGCAACAAGUUGUUGUUUUCACAGGAAACAAAUCAAUUGGUAGAAACAUGUUUUCCGUGGUGUAAAAACUAUUGACCACAAAGCCAUCGAGGAUGCUUUUUUGGGUAGUCGGUGGGGUUUGGAUGAGUCUAUUGGUUUGAAAAUGGCUGUUUUGUAUUUCAUUCAGUGUUUUCUUCUUAGCAAUACUCCUGACAAAGAAGUGUCUAGGUUUGUUCUAGAUGUAGUUGAUAGCGGUCGGUGGGAUGAGUAUUGUUGGGGUAGGGAAUCAUUUGAAUUGACAAUUGACUCAUUCAAAGGUAGGAUCCAGCAUGGGAUCAUUAUGAAAAAUAGAAAUGCAGAGAAGGGAGGUCAAUAUGAUGGCUGGUAUAGGGCAUUGGGAUGUCCUUGGGUUUUCACGGUUUGGUUUUAUGAAUGCUAUCCUGCAAUGGUGAACUCUUUCUGUAAGAGAGUUUCAUCUUCUAUUCCAAGGAUUCUGAACUGGAGCAACACCAUCGUCACCAAAAAUCCAACCCUUCGAGACUUGAAGGGCAAGAUUUUUGAUUUACCUUUGGAGAAGGUAAUUUACAGUUUCUUUACUGUUUCUUUUCAGUUUUAUUUAUGUUGUUAAUUUUUGGUUUUUCCAAUUGUUUUAAUUUUUUUCAUAUUAUGUUUGAUUAUGCUGUUCAGUUGAAGAUAAAAAACAUGCGUCCUACUGAUGAAGAGAGGCAGCAACUUCAACUUGACGGUUUAUUUCUCGAUGAAUCUAUUGAUGACCGUGGUGUAGCGAAGCAAUCCUUCGAGGGUGGGUCAUCUUCAAAGAAGUCUGAUUCAGCAGAUAUUGAUUGGACGAAAUCUAAUCUGGAGAUGGUCAUUUCGAAUCAAUCAUCAUUGGCCGAGGACUUCAUUUCAUUGAGGUGUUUUGUUGAUUUUAAUUUCAAGUCCGUAAUGACUGUAAUUAAGGAUAUCCAGGAGAAGGUUAAUGCCAUUCAUCGUCGUCCUUCUGAUGAGGUAUUUAUUCUUAUUUUAUUGUUUAGGUUUUUUCAUACUUUUUUUUUAAAGUUUCUUUACUGUUUUAUUAAAGUUUCAUUUAUGUUGGUUGAUAUAGGGAAAGUCAUCAGAUGAAUUAGUAACUCAAGAUUCUGAUGAUGAUGCUGAUGAUGAUGAUGAUGAUGAUGCCGAGGAUGAUGAGAAGCAAUUGCCUGAUCCAGAAAACAUUGAUUCUGACUCCGACGAUGGUGGUGAGUUGGUUAAAGUUGGUGGGGAUGCUGAUGAUGCUGACAAGGUUGUUACUGUUGUUCCUUCUGCUGAUGUGAAUCCAUCUGAGGCUGUUGGAGGGAGUGAUAAAAAUGUUAAGGAUGUUGAGAAGCCGAAGGGUGAUGAGUCUCGAUUGAAGGGGGACGAUUUCUUUGAUGGGUUGAGCCAGCUUGAAAUAGAUGAUGAUCAAGUUGUGUUGGCUGGCUUGGAGGCUGUUGGUAAAAUCCAUGUAAGUUUACUUUUAAUUGUUUUCAAGAAAACUAGGUUUCUUUUUGGUUGCUCAUUAGUUUCUAGUAUGUUUUGCAACUGUUUUAAUGCAUUCUUUCUUUUUUAGGUCCCCGCACCCAAUCCAGAUGUUGUUGGUGAAAAGUCAGAUGCCCUUCAUACUGAUGAAGAAACUGAGGACACUGUCUCUGAUACACCUCUGUUGGAUAAGAGGAAGCGUGCUCCGGCCUUGAAAUCUCCAUUUGUUGAUUUCGGGUCUGCUGAUGUCGGGAGCACUCCAAUGGAGCUUAUGUCCUAAGGUUCUCAAUCAGCUGGGGAUGAUAGGGAUUUCAAAAUGGUAACUUAUGUGAAGGGCCUUUAUGCUCUUAAUGAUGAUUUUGCUGAUCCCGUAUCUACCGAGAUUGAGGCAAAAUUUGACGCUUGGAUUGGUGAAGGAUUGCUUAAACAUCCUAGGUGACUGUUUUUAUUAAAUCUGUUUUUGUAUUAUGUUUUUUUUUUCAGUUUUAUUCCUGUUUUAAUGCUAUUUUUUUGCUAUUUUUUUGUUGUUGUAGGCAUUAUAAUUGUUAUGAAGACGACGCAAAGAAAUUUACCCCGGGUUUUAGGCUAGGUGUUGAUUAUGUUGAGGAUAAAACUUGGUUUUAUCAUUUGGCCACAUGCGACAUGUUUAUGAACGACUCGGUAAAGUUUCCAAUUUAUAUUGUAGUUAUGAUAGUUUGUUUUCAGUUGCUUUAUAAAUGUUUUUUAGUUUUGAUACUGCAUUUCAGUUUUUUUUACAGUUGUUCAACCUUUUCAUUUGUAUUUCUGUGUUGUUUUUUUGCUCAGCAUAUGAACACCAUAUUCUAUUACCUUCAGAAAAAAGGUAAAUAUUCUUCCGCUGUGACGUUGAAUUUCGCAACUACUGAUUGUCUGUUUGAUGAUUCCAUCCAAGCAUUGUACCACAAAUAUAACAAGGCCAAGUCAAUGAAGACUAAGAUGUCACACAUUCACGCUGCCCACCCAAUAGCGCAUUACAUCCGAGGUAUGCGCAUUCCCGUUUCCAAGCCUUGGUAUGAAGCCGAUCAUGUGCUAUUCAUCAUCAAUUUAAGAGGGAAAGUCAUUGGGUUUUUGGGCGUCUUGACUUGAACGAAGGGACGUUGUUUCUGUACAAUUCUUUGAGGACCGCGAAGAUGAAUGCCGCAGCUAGGAAAGCGAUGAAGGCUUAUUCCGUGUUGCUGCCUUUGUUUUUUGAUUUACUUGGGUUCUGGAAGAAUAGAGCACAAGCUCCUGCCUCAGUUUCUGACCCUACAGCUCCAUUCAGAAUC
This is a messenger RNA of Cannabis sativa, 4752 nucleotides long. RefSeq lists its product as uncharacterized. The record is from RefSeq and is a predicted model, not a curated record. The transcript is spliced from 2 exons. Bases 1484 to 2068 code for a protein of 194 amino acids. Lineage: Eukaryota; Viridiplantae; Streptophyta; Magnoliopsida; Rosales; Cannabaceae.